AGCACGCUACGAGCAGAAGGAAACAUCGAGAUCGCUACGAGGUCAUGGCGGCUGCCCUCUGGAACGAUCUGAAAGGUCAGGUGACCAAGAUGGGAUCCACCCACUUGCGGACCUUGAUGCAAGACCAGGCGCGAAACGACGAGAUGUUCGUCACCAGUGGCCAGAUGGUCUUGGACUAUUGUCGACAAAAGGUUGACGUCGAGACCAUGAAAAAGCUCUUCGAGCUCGCCGAGAAGGCCGGCGUGGAGCAGAAGAAACAGAAGAUGUUUUCAGGCGAAAAGAUCAAUGAGACCGAAAAUCGAGCAGUGCUUCAUUGCGCCCUCCGGGCACCUAGAACUGCCAACAUCUCAGUGGAUGGCCAGAACGUCGUCCCUGAGGUCUGGAAGGUCUUGGAUGCCAUGAAAGGCUUUUCCGACAAGGUCCGCUCGGGCGAAUGGAAGGGCCACACUGGCAAGCCCCUCACGGACGUGGUGUGCAUCGGUAUCGGUGGCUCCUAUUUGGGCGUCGAGUUCGUCUACGAGGCCCUCAAGACCGACCCAGCGGCCGCCAGCGCGGCGGCCGGGCGCAAACUGCGCUUCCUGGCGAAUGUGGACCCCAUCGACGUCAGCAGAGCUUUGGAAGGCUUGAACGCAGAGACCACAUUGGUCGUGAUCAUCUCCAAGACCUUCACCACCGCCGAGACCAUGCUGAACGCCAAAACCGUCAAGGCAUGGCUCGUGAAGCAGCUGGGCACCGAGGACUGUGUUGCGAAGCACGUGGUCGCUUGCUCCACUGCGCUGGACAAGACCAAGGCCUUCGGAAUCGACUCCAACAACGUCUUCGGCUUUUGGGACUGGGUCGGUGGCCGAUUCUCAGUGUGGAGUGCCGUGGGAGUGCUCGCAUUGUCCCUCCAGUACGGAUUCGAUGUGGUGAAUCAGUUCUUGGAGGGCGGGCACGCCAUGGACCAGCACUUCCAGCAGGCUCCGGCCAAGGAGAACAUGCCAUUGAUUCUGGGAUUGCUGGAUGUCUGGAACGGCAGCCUUCUGGGCUACGAAGGCGUUGCAAUCCUUCCCUACUGUCAGGCCUUGCUGCGCUUUGUCCCUCACAUCCAGCAGUUGGAUAUGGAGAGCAAUGGCAAGGGAGUGCAGAUGGAUGGAACCCCUGUGGCAGUGCCCACGGGUGCCAUCAACUUUGGUGAGCCUGGCACCAAUGGUCAGCAUUCCUUCUACCAGCUGCUGCACCAGGGCCGUGUGGUCCCCUCGCACUUCAUUGGUUUUGCUGCCUCUCAGCACCCUGUGGAGCUUCCGGGGGAGGCGGUGGCCAAUCAUGAUGAGCUCAUGUCCAACUUCUUUGCACAGCCAGAUGCUUUGGCCCUGGGCAAGACUGCCGAUGAGUUGAAGGCAGACAAGGUCCCUGACAAUCUCAUUUCUCACAAGACCUUUCCUGGAGAUCGACCGUCCUUGUCAUUGCUACUUCCAGUUUGCAACGCACACUGGCUUGGCCAACUGCUAGCUAUGUAUGAGCACCGGACUGCGACUAUAGGUUGGCUUUUGAACGUCAACUCCUUUGACCAGUGGGGUGUGGAGCUUGGCAAGGUCUUGGCCAAGGAGGUGAGAGGAUAUCUCAGCCAAGCAAGGAAAGGAUCAGCUGAUGACUCCAAGUUCUUGGCACCAACCAAGAAGCUUUUGGCCAAAUACUUGGACAAGUGAGGUGGAUGAAGUGGGUCCAACCGUGAAGUGAAGGGCCAACGUGCUCUGAGCCGUGUCAGGUAUGUUUGAAGCGAUAUGCAAGGGAAUGCUGGGCCCCACCAAGUUCAACAACACUCUGUUGCUUAAGUCACUAAGAAAGCAACGGCCAGUUUGUUCAGACUUGAUUUUGCCAACAGCUCUCGUGUUCAGCAGCAAUCAAUCAAUCAAUUGAAUCCAGCCGGAAGUGAACUUGCCACCGAAACUCGGAUGCUCCAUCUUCGGGCGGAAACUUCGGGCGGUGUUCGGCCACUUCCGUAGAGCGGGCGCAGAUCCAUCUGCGAUACGCUGAUGCGCCUUUUAAUAAACAUGCUGACCUCGGCAAGGAAAAGUGACCUCUUCCCAUUGUCCUACCCAACGCACCAGCUCCGAAG
This is a messenger RNA of Durusdinium trenchii, 2098 nucleotides long. Lineage: Eukaryota; Dinophyceae; Suessiales; Symbiodiniaceae. The record is from the annotation of a GenBank genome assembly.